GGCUUUCUCCUCCGUGGCUCCGCCCCCUCUUUGACGUCCCUCUGGCAACCAUGUCGGCGGGCGUGCGCAGACGUCAAGCAGCUGGCGUGAAAGCAGAAGCUCCCUCGGUCGCCGUAGUAGCUGCCCCAGCUCGCGGAGAUGAGGAGCCGGGCAUGGCGGCGGCCCCCAGCCUCUCCGCCUGCCUCAAGCUGCUGGCGGCUGCCUUCUACGGCUUCAGCUCUUUCCUCAUCGUGGUGGUGAACAAGAGCGUCCUCACCAGCUACGGAUUUCCUUCCUCGCUCUGUGUGGGACUAGGACAGAUGCUGGCUACCGUAGUUGUCCUUUGGGUGGGAAAGGCACUCAGGGUGGUCAAGUUUCCAGAUUUUGAUAGACAUAUACCUCGAAAGACUUUUCCACUACCUCUUCUCUAUUUUGGGAACCAAAUCACAGGACUGUUCAGCACAAAGAAAUUGAAUCUGCCAAUGUUUACAGUCCUGAGACGGUUUUCCAUUUUGUUUACAAUGUUUGCAGAAGGAAUCUUACUCAAGAAAAAAUUUUCUUGGGGAAUUCGGAUGACAGUAUUUGCAAUGAUAAUUGGUGCAUUUGUAGCUGCAAGUUCUGAUUUGGCAUUUGAUCUAGAAGGAUAUAUUUUUAUCUUGAUCAAUGAUGUCUUGACAGCUGCAAAUGGUGCUUAUGUAAAACAGAAGCUAGAUUCAAAGGAGCUGGGAAAAUAUGGUCUCCUUUAUUACAAUGCACUAUUCAUGAUUCUUCCUACUUUGGGCAUUGCCUACUUCACAGGAGAUGCACAAAAGGCAAUGGAAUAUAAAGGUUGGGCAGAUACCCUUUUCCUUGCACAAUUUACACUCUCCUGUGUAAUGGGGUUUAUUCUGAUGUAUUCAACAGUACUUUGCACUCAGUAUAACUCUGCCCUUACAACUACAAUAGUUGGCUGUAUUAAGAAUAUACUAAUAACUUACAUAGGAAUGUUCUUUGGAGGAGAUUAUAUUUUCACAUGGACAAAUUUUGUAGGAUUAAAUAUUAGUAUUGCUGGAAGCCUCGUAUAUUCCUACAUCACUUUUACAGAAGAACAAAUAAGUAAACAGUCUGAAGCUAGCAUCAAGAUGGACAUUAAAGGGAAAAGCGCUGUAUGACAAUAGGCAUGCUUACUAGAGUAACUCUCACUUUUUAGAAAGAUGUUGUUGACAAAUCACUGUAGUAUGCAGUUUCUGAAUGGAAUUGGAUGGCUAAGUCGUAUUUGCACAAUCUGAAGAUCGCCACAUUUGGAAUCAAUUAUUUAUACUGGACUGCACAUACGAUGAAUAGAUUGCAUUUAGGCUGCAAGGAAUUAUAUAUGUAGUGAAACAGGAUUAAUAAUCUCAAAUGCAGCAAAAGUGUUGUUGAUCAGGAUUGGGUGCAGCAAGAAAAUGCAUCAAUGAAAUCAAGCAAGCCUAUUGUUCAGACUCUCAUGGUUUUGGCUUGUUGAACCCUCCAACUUUAACUGCAUUUUCCUUGAAGUCAUGCAAUCUGUAUGAAUGAAAUGUACUGAUAGUUCCUAUAUCUUGUUGCAUGAAGCUGUGUAUAAAUAAGAAGAUACUCUGAACUGCGGUUUGUGGGGAAGGUAGACCUACAUUCACAAUCAACAGAAAUGUUACCCAAACAAAUUUAGGAUUUGUCAAUGUCCCAUCUAAUUUUUUUCCCUGAACCUAGUGAAGCACUUUUAAGUGUGUGUUACACAUUGAUUGGGUUAGCUUGGUCAGAAUUGUUUCAAACUUUUAUAGACUUAUCAGUACCUGUUACAGAUAAAGAACAGAUAAAUGUUCUAAAGAGUAAGGUUUUAAAUGCAGUUUUCUCCUGAAGAAAUGAGAAAAACAAACUACAGUACUAAAAUGUGGGUGUUUUUCCCCAGUAAAAGGUUUUCUUUUAUUUACUUAGUUUUUUUCUAUGCAAUCAGUGUCCUUUUUUAAAGAAAAAUCUCAUCACUGUUUGUUUUUUAAAGGUUAUAGCUUUUUAAAAGACUGUUAUAAAUGAGAGUUUGCCCUUCGGUGAUUUAAGUGUUUAGAAAUGCACAUUUUUUUUCUGGAAAAAAGUAGUUUUGCAAACGUUUAUUGAAGCUUUUUGGACAUAGAAAAGCAUGCUGUUGGAAGUUAUACCCCCAGUAUAUCAACUCUAGCUUCCUUUUUGAAAUAGGUUCACAUAUCAUGCUAAACCAUUAAACAGGUCCCAUUUUGAAGAAAGUGAAGUCCUGGGUGUUCACAUUGAUGUGGAAGAAGCUGUUUUCAAAGGAGCCUCACCAGCCUUGCAAAUUAAGCUUUUGUAUCUGUUUGAGGUUUUCAUAUUGUUGCAAAGCAAAUCAGAUUUACAAUGUCUCCAACACAAGUCUUUAAAAGAAAUGAUAGUAUAUUCUACUAUCAGUUGCCCUAUCAUAGGCCUCUUACCCACUUACACUGAAACAUGAGGAAAACUGGAUAGUAUUUGGAUAGUGUUUAUCCAGAAAAUUCUGAAUUUUAAGGAGCUAUCUGUCAAAUUCAGACCAUGUUUGAAAAAUGGCUCAAAGCAAAAUAUUCUGCUGAACGAAUUCCAGUUUGCUUUUCACUAAAGAAAACCUAGCUUCAGUUUAUUUGACUCAAUGAACCACAAAUUCCUGGCCUUGUACGUAGAGAGAUUGAAAAAUAUAAUAAAUAAUCCCUUUUAAACAUUAAAGACAUUGUAAUGGAGAACUCUGUGAGAUUGGCAGCUAUCAUCUAUGGUAGAUGGUAGGACUUUUUUUUUUUUUUUUUUACUAGCAGGAUCUUAUUAAAAGGCACAUGCUUUCAUGAAUUGUAGCUCAUAUUUGCAAUUUUAAAACAAAACUACACCAGAAUCAACUCACAUAAAAUAUCUUCAGGCUGUCAAUAUCUAAGGUUUAACAAACACAAAUGAUUUUAAUACAUUGCUAUUAUUAAUUCAUGAGGUACUUAUAAUUUGUCCUACAUGUAACCUGCAUAUGCAGAACUACCCUUUUUUCUUCCACUUGCUGCAUUUUUUUUUCAAAUCCUCUCCUUUUAUCCACUUCAUGCAUCCAAUAAAGUGAGUACAACUCAUAAAAGCUUCUGCCUUUUAAUAAAACUUGUUAAGCACCUUUUAAUUAUUAAACAUUCUAAGGUAUUAGUUUUUCUAAAUUUCAAAAAGAAAAAAGUUAAAUACUAAAAUGAUCAGAAUUUAAAAGAUUUCUCAUCCAAGAAGCUGAGAUUGUAAGUGAAUUUCUUGCUAAGGAGAAUUUCUACCCUGUUGUUCUAUUGUCCGGACAACUUCUGGUUCAGGAUUGUCAAGCCUGUGGAAGUGGUGCCAAAAUUCACACACUAACAAAAUUGCCACACUAACAAAAAUGAAGUAAUUUUAAUCUGUCCCUCUCAGUGGGCCUCAAGAUUGUCUUGUCUGUUUUUCCGUAUCCCCAUGAUUUUGUAUGUAAGGUACAGUUAUGUCCUUAAUGGCUUUGUGGGUUAAAUUUAACUCUAAAUUGAAGUCUGUGAAACAGGUAAAUCUUACAUAUUCUGUGUUAAAUAUAAAUAUGCAGUCAUUCCUGAUCUGGCACCAAAAGCCGAAUUAUGUAUACUGGAGACAUUAUUUAGCAUGUAAUUAUUAUUGUUUUGCAUAUUUAUGACUUUGUUAGAGGAGGGGGGCAAAGAACUAUGCUGGACAUUGCAACAACACUAAGAAGAAAUCCUACUCCAACAGUAAGUUGCUGUCUGAGAUCGCAGAUUGUUUGGCACACUUUAAAAUACAUUCUCUUAGCCUUAAACUGUUGAAAGUAAACACAGAACUUCAGAGUGCAUACUUGCAAUAUGCAGAGUGGGUAACUAACAGUUGUUCUGGAAUAAUGUAAAGCAGAAAAGAGAAUCCUGGAGCUUCACAGCAACAUGACGGUCUUGAGCCUUUUUGCAGCCUCGGAAAUACUCUUAUCCAUAAUGUUGCAAAUUUAUUGCUGUUUUGAGGUAUGAAGUACAUGUGCAAGUCUUUCAAUAGGUUUACUGCGAUUUGAAAAACAAGCCCUGUUCUCCCCAUAAGAUACCCCCUCCCAACCAUUAGCAAUAGGUGCAUUGUAACCUUUGAUCAAUAGAACAUUGUCCAUUCAAGCAAGAAGCAACUUUUUAAAUGUUAUGGGCUCCAUGUUUUUCUUUUGGAUAAAUGCUGUCUUAGCCAGCAGCAAUUUUGGAGGAGGGUGGAAUAGUGAAAUUUGGGUGUGCCAAUUUUUUUUUUCUUUGCCUAAGAUGUGUUAAGUCAUCCUUUGCCGUGUUUAGGUUUUUUUUUCUGUUUUCAAUUCUAAACCAUGGAAGUUUAUUCCUUCCUUUAUUACUGCUUUGCUGCUGAAUUUAAACACUAUGAUUGUAGGUAGUUCUGCAGACCACAAGAGUCAGUUCGACAAAAAAAGAUGUGUAGUUUCUCCAAGUCUAUAAAUCAAUUAUCAGAACCAAUAUUUUAAUCAAAAUGAUUUAUCUCUAGAUUUUAUACCUGCCAGCUAUUUAGAAGAAUGAACUAUCUUGACUUUGAAGGUAGAUUAAAGGGAUCUAUUAUACUAGAAUUUUAUUUUCUUGUCUACUUAUGCUGGCUUGUUAAGUAGAUAAUGGUAGCAUUUAGGUGAUGCAGGCUAAAAAAUGGAUUACUUAGCACACAGCUGCCUUGGUCUACUGUUACCUUAAUUAUACUGUACACCAAAAUUCUCAUAAAAUGCUUGUGGAUGAUUUAUGCAAAUAAACGUAGAAUAAGGGAUGCUGUUAGACUGGAAUUCUUAUAAUUCAGUCAAAUUAUUGUAUUUUUGUUAACCUGCUCUACUGAGGCAGUUGCUCUCAGGUACUUGUUAGACAAAAUGUUAAUCUACUGGAUAGAUUUACUGCCAUAUUAAAUAGUACUGAGUUCAUUUGCUUUUUUGUAAUAUACACAUUUUUAGUGCCAAGUUUUAGAAAAUAUAUAUACUGCCUAGGUAAGCAAGUCUUAUAGUUUUAUUUUCUACACUGUUAAACUUCCUGUUACUAUUUUUCCUAUAUAGAACAAUCCAGCAUUAGGAAUAAACAUUUUUAAUGUAUAACUUUUUUGUGCUAUGUAUUUUUGUACUGGCUUAAAUAAAUCAAGAUUGUCUCCAUUUA
This is a messenger RNA of Pantherophis guttatus, 5099 nucleotides long. RefSeq names its product solute carrier family 35 member D1 (gene SLC35D1). The record is from RefSeq and is a predicted model, not a curated record. Lineage: Eukaryota; Metazoa; Chordata; Lepidosauria; Squamata; Colubridae.